CUGCCCUCUCUUUCCCAGCGGCAUAUCCAGCGAAGUGAGGAGUGGAGAAGAGACGGCUUUUGCUUCUUCCUUCUCUGCCUCCCGCUGUCGGGACAAAGGCGUUGCCAUGGAGACGUGUGAGGGGAAUUAUGGUUUUCCCACCUAGGCACCCACCCAUUCCCGUCCCCCAACAACGGUCUCUCUUUGACGAAAUGAACUUCUGUGAUGUGUAGAGUUCUAACAUGGUGGCUGGGACAAAAUCUGUCAUGGCGUCAGAACUCUGUAAAACAAUAUUGGAGGCAAAGCUAGAGAGGCACAAGAACUUAUUCUUAAAUUACCGAAAUCUCCAUCACUUCCCUUUAGAAUUGCUGAAGGAUGAAGGACUGCAAUACUUGGAGAGACUCUAUAUGAAAAGAAAUUCACUGACUACCUUGCCGGAAAACCUUGCCCAGAAGCUUCCAAACCUUGUGGAACUAUACCUCCAUUCAAACAAUAUUGUUGUUGUACCUGAAGCAAUUGGCUCCCUCGUUAAACUGCAGUUUUUAGACUUGAGUGACAAUGCUCUUGAAGUUGUAUGCCCAGAGAUUGGCCGCCUAAGAUCUUUACGCCACCUUAGAUUGGCUAAUAACCAACUGAAGUACUUGCCAGCAGAGGUUGGAGACCUUAGGGAGCUGCAGACGCUGGACAUCUCAACCAAUCAUUUGAUAACUUUGCCUGAAAAGAUGCACAUGUGCCUCUCUCUUCAGUACCUAACUGCUGACCGGAACCAUCUGUGGUAUGUCCCUCGCCAUCUCUGCCAACUUCCUAAUCUUAAUGAAUUGUCAAUGGCUGGAAACCGCCUUGCGUUCUUACCACUUGAUUUGGGUCGUUCUCGAGAACUGCAGUAUGUUUAUGUGGAUAACAAUGUUCACCUGAAGGGACUUCCCUCGUACCUCUAUAAUAAAGUUAUUGGCUGCAGUGGCUGUGGUUCUCCUGUUCAGAAGUCAGAGGUGAAGCUUCUUACCUUUUCAUCAGGACAGUUGACAGUUUUCCUCCCAGCAGAGGUGAAGUCAAUUGGGUCAGAGUCGGACCGCGUUCUGCCCUUGCAAGAGAUGGCCAUGCGGACACUGUAUAACACAUACUGCAGGUUUUUAAAAGAUUUGAAGUUCCUGAAUCCAAUCUCAUUACCCAGGAGUCUCUCGGAAUUGCUGUACUGCCCUCUGGGACACUGCCACCGUUGCAGCCAGCCCAUGUUUACUAUUGUCUACCCAAAGCUCUUUCCUCUGAGAGAGACACCAAUGGCUGGAUUGCAUCAGGGGAGGACAACUGUUAGUUUUGUGGCAUACUGCUGCUCCACCCAGUGUCUGCAGACUUUUGACCUAUUGAGUUGAUAAAUACUUAAAGCUGUUCAGGAGCAGCGCCAGUUUAAAGCUGCAUUAGGCUGUCUCCUGACGGUGCUGGGAUAGUGUGUGUGUGUGUGUGUGUGUGUGUGUGUGUGUGUGUGUGUGUGUCUGUUUGCACACGUCAGUGUGCGUGUGUGCCAAAGCAGCCAGAGGAGUGCCCGGCAGCGAACACGGAGAGCCACUUCAAUCCUGCACCCCUAUCAAAUUUGGAUGAAAGGCAGAACUCUCUUGGAAGCCUUUUGAUGCUCUGGCUUUCAUAAAGGUGAACACCUUCCUGUUCCUCCCCAGGCAGAAUGUAAAAUGCAACAAACAUCAAGCAGGCCAGCGACCUCCAGGACACACUCGUGUUUUUGCACGUAUGAUUCUAGUUGCAUUCAAAGCGGCUUUCAGCCACUCGGAUGAUAUAAACUGUUUUUUUAACCAACCAUUUGCAAUACUUUUAAACUUUUCUUUAACUUCCUCCUUACUUGGCUGUGUGAUACUGCCCUCUUUAAGAGUAGCCAUUUAAGGUAGCAGUUUAUUUGUUCUGGCCAUGUUGUUUCUCUCCGCCGCCACCACCACCACCCUUCUCUAUUUUUCCAUUCAGGAUCAAAUGUGUUCUCCUUUUCUCUUGACUGCCUAUUUGACAAUAAAUGAGAAUUACAAAUCUGUUCAUGGAAAAUAACUCUUGUCUGCAUACCACUUGCUGGAGCCUGCUUGCAAGUGGGUAAGGAGAAUUUGGAACUGACACUUGCAUGCGAGAUUGGAAGCCUUCAAGGGACCACCACUGGAAGCGACGAGAAAUCAAAUAUCGGACUUGUCAACUUGUAAUCCUGAGUUGUUGCAGAGCCAAUAAAGGUUAAAGGCAGCAGUAGGUUUGGAUGAGUCAAGGGGUUGCAUACUUAACCCUACUUACUGUGCACUUCGGGGGGGGGGACUUUAAAAGUAAUGUGAAUGGUGCUUGUUUUAAGGUGCAAAAUGGUGCGGUCUUCAUAACACUAGUUUCAAUACCCUGGUUGAUUUUUCCAGAAUAGCUUCAGUCAAACAUUCUGACAUCUGGGGAGGCCACAGCAGGGAAAGUGAAACAAACUCACUUUUUCCUAACAUAACUUUUAAAGGGCUAUGAUAGCAUUUUAACUUGCUUGUGCUCAAGAAGUGCCUGACAAAUAGCAUUACUGCUCUGAGGAUUGUUUCUUGGAACCUUUGAUUGCUCUUACCAGCACAAGCCAGCAGGAAGCCCAGAAUGUGGGUGUAACUUACUUUUUUU
Messenger RNA from Zootoca vivipara (common lizard), 2607 nucleotides. It is a transcript of the gene LRRC28, whose product is annotated as leucine rich repeat containing 28. Gene Ontology annotation, cellular component: cytoplasm. Lineage: Eukaryota; Metazoa; Chordata; Lepidosauria; Squamata; Lacertidae. The record is from RefSeq and is a predicted model, not a curated record. Gene Ontology annotation, molecular function: protein binding.